GAUUAUGGAGCCCCCAAGGGGGCUUUUCUUCUUUCUCCAGCUUGACUCCAAAGAUGCCUCAGUUACUGCGAAACAUUAACGGGAUCAUCGAAGCCUUUGGGCGCUACGCCAGGACAGAGGGCAACUGCACGGUGCUCAGCCGGGGGGCGCUGAAAAGGCUCUUGGAGCAUGAGUUUGCUGAUGUCAUCGUGAAACUCCACGAUCCGGCCACUGUGGAUGAAGUCCUGCGCCUGCUGGACGAAGAUGACACAGGGACUGUGGAAUUCAAGGAAUUCCUGGUCUUGGUGUUUAAAGUCGCCCAGGCCUAUUUCAAGACUCUGAGUGAGAGUCCUGAGGGAGCUUGUGGAUCUCAAGAGUCUGGAAGCCACCCCUCUGGGGCCUCGCAAGAGCUGGGGGAAGGACAGAGAAGUGGCACCCAAGUGGAAAGCGUUGGGAAAGGACAGCGUCAUGAGGCAAGCAGUUGUGGGCAGAGUGAGCAGGCCUCCAGAGGGCAGGGAGGGACUGAGACUCAGACCCAGGGUCAAGACAUCAGCUCUACUCAAGUCAGUCAUCAUGACAGGCAGUCUGAGUCCCAGAGACAGAAGAGAGAGAUCCAGCAGACACAAGGGAGGGGGCAUGUGGAGCAGACCCAGCAAGUGGGAGAAGACAACAGUCAUCAGACAAGAGAGCUGGGGUCAGAGAGACAGUCGCAGACUAGGGAACAGGGCAGAGCCCACCAGACAAGUGAGACCAUGAUUGGAACCGUAACUCAGACCCAGACAGGUACCACUCAGACCACAGAGCAGGACAGGAGCCAUCAGACAGGAAGCAGUGGCACUCAGCCCUGGGAGUCUACAUACAGCCAGACCAGAAGGACUGAGACCCACAGUCAAGACAGGAGCCAGACAAGCCAAGUGGUGACAGGAGGACAUGUUCAGACACAGGCGGGGUCACACACCCACACCCAGGCGUCCACAUAUGGCCAGACCAGAGGAACUGAGACCCACAGUCAAGACAGGAGCCAGACGAGCCAGGUAGUGACAGGAGGACACGUUCAGGCACAGGCAGGGUCACACACCCACACCCAGGAGUCCACCUAUGGCCAGACCAGAGGGACUGAGACCCACAGUCAAGACAGGAGCCAGAUGAGCCAAGUGGUGACAGGAGGACACAGUCAGGCACAGGCAGGUUCACACACUCAGACUGUGGAGCAGGACAGGAGCCAGACUGCAAGCCAUGUAGGGUCUGGAGAACAGGGACAGACCCAGACGCAAUCAGGCAGUGGUCCAAGAUGGACACAAGUGAGCAACUACGAGGCAGGAGAGACAGUGCUAGGAGGGCAGGCCCAGACUGGGGCGAGCACUCACUCAAGGUACAGUGUGACAGGAGGGCAGGGAGAGAGAGAGCCCACAGUGGUUACCCAGGAGUGGGUAGAUGACCAUACAAGGAAGAUAGUGAUCCAAAGGCAGGACCAGGGCAGCCUGCAUACCAGUGUGCCUUCAGCACAGGGCGAGGAAGCAGCCCAGAGGGAAGGGAAGCCAGGCAUCACAGCCAGGGGGCUAUAUUCCUACUUCAAAAGCACCAAGCCAUGAGUGUCCCACCCCUGGACUCCAGUGCCAGGAAGGCGACAGCUGGAGAGGGGUUGGCUUAUCUUGCUCUGGCCAGACUAGUUGGCAUGUCCCUGGACAUCAGCUCUUAAUCAUGGUGCUUCUCUUUUAGGUCUUUCUCAGAGAGACUCUUUCUGCAAGGUGCUUUCUAUCCUAAACUCUUCUCUCUUACCUGCUUUGCUGUGCUCCUCUCAGGAGCAGGACGACACAGAGCAAGUGAUUCCUUUGUGCUGAAUUCUCCUCAGCUUGUGGAAGUUUUCAGAGCUACUUUUAUCUCUGCCAUCUGUCCAUUGCCCCCUCUAUCCUAAUGCAUCAAUAAAACUUUC
Molecule: messenger RNA, 1912 nt
Organism: Diceros bicornis minor
Lineage: Eukaryota; Metazoa; Chordata; Mammalia; Perissodactyla; Rhinocerotidae
Product: cornulin-like
Exons: 2
Coding region: 54-1571 (505 amino acids)
Biological process (GO): positive regulation of cell cycle G1/S phase transition; cellular response to cytokine stimulus; regulation of phosphatidylinositol 3-kinase/protein kinase B signal transduction
Cellular component (GO): cytoplasm
Molecular function (GO): transition metal ion binding; calcium ion binding
Source: RefSeq, a predicted model, not a curated record